CUGCAGUUGUGGCUGUGCUACUCAAGGCCAUAACUGACGCUCAUCCCUGCAACAACCUACACGUAGCUACACAUGCAGACUACGUUCGCUGGAGAGUCAGAUUUUAUGUCAAAACUUGCUUGUGUUGUAUAACUGGUACUACUUUUGUGACCAAAUAGAAACCUCAUGUCGCAAUUUCCGCUAGUUGGUCUCGCACUCACAGCAAACCAUGCAACUGCAUCUGCGCGAUGGCCUGACGGAAGUUUCGAAAGUCUAGGUCGGGUGGAAGGAACGUACGAAUAUAUGGAGAUGAUGCAACGGCUCUCUUUGUCCUCUUCAGAACACAUAAGGUGAGCUGAUAAGCCCAUGUUCUUUCGCGACUAGAUACUGACUAUCUCUCUUGUAGUCCACCAUACGACAUUAUGGAAAGUCUGUGGGACGAAGUCCUGCGAAGAGUUUGGCGUGGCGUACGCAAAACACUCGGUCUCGCAGCGUCUGCCGAUCUAGCUGUGUUGGCCGGGAUGCUCAAAACAGCAGCACAGAUGGCGGAGAGUAAAGUCGGAUGCCCUAUAUCGGUAAUACUGAGCUUUCCCACAUUGCCUGCCUUGCGCCAGGAAGAUAUCGCUUCGGCCAUCGAGUACGCAGGAUUGCGCACACCGACGUGUUGCGGAAAGCAGUUACACGAGCUUGUUGCUGCAUAUGCUGGCUAUGAGAUGGGCCUCUCCGAGAACAAACCUGAACUUGGAAACCGCGGUAAGAAGAUGCACGAGCUCCCGAGACGCCACGUCGUCCUCGUGGAGUAUACCGAGGUUGCUAUUCUACUUUACUGCGCAGUGCUAGAAAAGGGAAACAAUACGCCCGACGUCGCAAGAGGGAUUCGGACAAGUUUUGAACUAGGCAGCAACAACGGAGCCUCGACAGAAGAGGUACAUGAUUUUGUCUUGGAGUACUUGCGUGACGUAAGUUCCAGUAACACACGUUGGGGUUUCCCCGAAAAAAUCAGUAUCAUGAUGACGGGAAGCCUAGAAAGUGUUGGUCGCGCAGGGAUUCGACAGGCAAUCGUGGGGGCCGUUGAAGCAUUUGGAUCGCGGGCCAACGUUUUGUAUUCUGAUCCGGAAUAUGUUGCAGCGAGGGGUGCGGCUGAGAUGGCAUGGCGAGCCACUCCGCAGAUGGAGAGCACCGAGGUGUGAAAAUCAAUUUCUAGCGACGGAUUCGAUCCUUUCGGUGUAAUGGCUAAGAGCCGAAUUGCGACUUCCUUUUUCAUCCUUGGAUAUGCAUAUCGUCUGUGCA
Molecule: messenger RNA, 1269 nt
Organism: Alternaria alternata
Lineage: Eukaryota; Fungi; Ascomycota; Dothideomycetes; Pleosporales; Pleosporaceae
Exons: 1
Coding region: 402-1169 (255 amino acids)
Source: RefSeq, a predicted model, not a curated record